Molecule: messenger RNA, 2687 nt
Organism: Fukomys damarensis (Damara mole-rat)
Lineage: Eukaryota; Metazoa; Chordata; Mammalia; Rodentia; Bathyergidae
Product: periphilin-1
Exons: 9
Coding region: 345-1415 (356 amino acids)
Biological process (GO): negative regulation of gene expression, epigenetic; protein localization to heterochromatin; negative regulation of DNA-templated transcription
Cellular component (GO): nucleoplasm
Source: RefSeq, a predicted model, not a curated record
GGGCGGUGGGGUUGGAGCACCUGGGGCAACCGGAGGGCACUUUCCGUAGUUGAAGCGCAGUAUUCUGUUGCGUUGGAUUCGCGUAGCUGUUCUGCCCUUGCGGUCCAGCGUGGGGAGACGCUGUGAAUUUUGGCCAAGAGGAAAGUGUGGAGUGCAAGAUACCGCAUCAUGCCCGCCUGAUCCAGCCACAUCUCAAAAGCCCCAUCUAUAAGCGCAGAAGUCUUUGGAAGGACAACUAGAUUCAAGCUUUCGCAACAGGGAAGCCAGGAGAUGAAGUGGAUUUCUGAGGAGUGUGAGAAAUUGGUUUGGCAUUUUGAAUUGCAGUGGCUGCCGGAAGAAGUACGAUGUGGUCUGAGGGACGAUACAACUACGAAAGUCUUCCAACAGAACAAGUACCUCCUCAGACUGACCCCAGUGAUGGCUACCAUGGGGUAGUUAAUAUUGUGCCACAGAAACCACCACUGCUAGACAGACCUGGUGAAGAAAGCUACAGUAGAUAUCACAGCCAUGUUGGUUACCAAGAAUAUGUCCAGGGUUGCAGUUUUUCUCAUGAUCGAAGAAGUGGUCCACCUCAUGGAGGAGAUGAAUCUGGCUAUAGAUGGUCAAGAGACGAUCAUUCCUCAAGACAACAGACUGAUUACAGGGACACGAGAGAUGACUUUGGAAGCGAAAGUUUCUACUCUUUCCAUUGUAUAAGAGACCGGUCUCCUCAUAAAAGGGAUGCUCCUUUUUUCCAAGAAUCGUCAGUAGGCCAAAAGGACUCUCCACACAGCAGAUCUGGCUCCAGUGUCAGUAGUCGAAGCUACUCUCCAGACCGAAGCAAAACGUACUCUUUCCAUGAAUCUCAACAGAGAAAUGAGGAGAGACUAGUCCAGCCUUUGAAACCAUCAAGAGACACUUCACCGUCAAGUUCUUCAGCAGGUCCUUCAUCAAAGGUGUUAGAUAAACCCAGCAGGCUAACUGAAAAGGAAUUUGCUGAGGCUACAAGCAGGUGGGCUGCUGAAAAGCUGCAGAAGUCAGAAGAGAACAGCUCGCCUGGGUUUUCUGAGUUCCAGGCCUUCUUUGGGUUCCUGCAAAGGCUGUGCAUCCCUACCAUGUGUAAUGAGUCGGGAAGCAAUCCUCUCCUGGAGCUUCAGAAGCUGGCAAUACAGCUUCCCCCGGGAACAAGCAGGAAGAGGAAAAGGAUGGGCCCCCUGCCCUCUACGACACAUGCUUCAGGACCCACCUGGGGAGACAUUAAGAAGCUUACUAAUCAAGCUGAGCAAACUCUCCAAAUCACGGGAACACCUUCCACUCCUGAAAACCUGUUUCUUGCAACGAUAGCGCAUAUCACAUCUAACUCCAAGGCUGCACAGGUAAAAAGGUCCCUUAUUCUUUUGAGCUUGCCGGUACAUUUAGCUCAAGUAAGUAAGUAAGUGGUCUACUGGGCCCAUGUUCUUACCCCACCCAUUUUUGACAUGGUCACAUGGAGAGAUGUGGUGCAAACCCCUCCCCCUUGUAAUGAUACCUCUUACACAGGUGAAACUUGGCUGCCACCUCCUGGCCCCUUGUGGGACUGUGAGAGGGACUGCAGCCAUUCUGGUUAUUCUAAUGGGUGGUACCUGUUACAUCAGGAGAGGUACUUUUUGGCAGAAGAAUUUUUCUUGCCUGUGGUCACCAACAUCACUGAUAGUAGCUGUCGCAUUCCCUUCUGGCCCCUCUAGUGUAGGAACUGUGUUUUCAAAGGAGGUAAUUGAAUGGAGGGAGCCUGUCAUCAACUUUUUUUUUUUUUUUUUUAAAUAACAGUGUCAGAGUAGGAGGAACCCCUCGGUCUGGCAGACACCUUCCCUCCUGCUCUCACCUGAGGGUGCCCAUCGGAGAUGGCUCAGAUUUGGGAUGGACCUCAGGUCAAGCACCAACCUUAACAUUACCUCCUCUCACAGAUUGACUCUAGGAAAUUGGGGACCUCGCAAUUUAGUAGUGCUGAAGCCUAGCUCUCCCUGGAAUUAUACUUAUCCUUUAAUCAUAGCAGCAGCUCAGCAUGAUGGAACCAUGGACUCAGUGGACCUUCACUGCGCCUCUCCUUGGGCACUUAUAUUUGUCCUCUUUAAAAAAUCUCUGGGUAUUUAGCUAUCCCCCUUUUCCCGCAUAUUGUGAGAAUUAGCAACUCUCGGCCCAUAAGUAAAGUCAUCAUGUGGGUUGCCGUGACACCUGAGCAUAUACUGAUUGGAGUUCCUGCCCAUACAUUUUAGUCCUCACUAACUUACCUGUGCAGAAUACAGUUCUAGCCACCGGCAUCAGCCUCUGAAAGCCCUUGGUGUUACCCACCAGCGAAUGCUACGUGGCUCGCUCUGUUUGUCACCAACCUGAUGUUUCCCUAUUAAAUGUUACUCAUAUUGUGGUAGCCAGACAUGAUGCCAGAGCUUGGCUCCCCACUAGUCUCGCGAGAGAAUGGACAGAAUUUUCUGUCCUUGAGCAAGUCACCUCAGCCCUUGAACUUAGCAGACAAAAACAUUUUCUGGCUAUUCUGAUUGCAGCUGCUAUUGCAGCCACAGCAUUAGCAGCCACAGUGGCAACUACAGCAGUCACUUUGACCCAUUGCUUACAAACUGGCCUGACUAUGGACAGCUAUUUUGCCAGGCAUGGUGUCACAUGCCAAAAAUCUCAGCACACUGGAGGCUAAGGCAGGAAGAUCACCUGGAGUUCGA